This is a messenger RNA of Larimichthys crocea (large yellow croaker), 1618 nucleotides long. RefSeq names its product polymerase (DNA-directed), delta 3, accessory subunit (gene pold3). Gene Ontology annotation, biological process: DNA strand elongation involved in DNA replication; DNA synthesis involved in UV-damage excision repair; DNA replication. The record is from RefSeq and is a predicted model, not a curated record. Gene Ontology annotation, molecular function: DNA-directed DNA polymerase activity. The transcript is spliced from 12 exons. Gene Ontology annotation, cellular component: delta DNA polymerase complex; nucleus. NCBI's taxonomy places the organism in Eukaryota, Metazoa, Chordata, Actinopteri, Sciaenidae. Bases 76 to 1410 code for a protein of 444 amino acids.
AGCACAUGUGACAUUUGACAGGAAGUAAAUAAACCGUCUUCCCGCGCAGUUAAAUCGGUUGAACGCUGAGACAAAAUGGACGAGCUGUAUCUGGACAACAUCGACGAGUUUGUCAACGACCACGACAAGAUAGUGACCUACAAAUGGCUGAGUCUGACUCUGGGAGUUCAUGUCAACACAGCCAAACAGAUGCUCUAUCAUUACUUGGAUCACAAGAGGAAGGAAAGUUCAGCUCAGCUGCACGCCACUUAUCUCGUGUCAGGGAAGUUCGAAGACAAUGGCCAAACGGGUCACAAGGUGUCAGUGGUCAAAGAAGAUCAGUUGGAAGAUUUCAAAUCCAAGAUGAGCUUGGUAGUCAGUGUCCACGUCUACAGCGUCCAGAAAGCUCUACUGAAAGACAGCGGCCCUCUGUACAGCGUCGACUAUGACGCUGUGAAAGACAAUCUGAAGAACUGCACCAAAUUCAGUGCGAUCCGCUGUGCCAGCGCCGUGCCCAUGUCCUCUCUGGAGCUGCAGCAGGCGAGACAGAUCCAUCAAGUUCCUGCACCAGAGCCCGAACACAAAAAACCUGCCAUGAACGGAGAGGCGAACGCUUCCAAACCCUCCACCAAGCCCCAGAAAGGCAUCAUGGGAAUGUUUGCCAGCAAGGCUGCUCCUAAAAACCAGGACAACGUCAAAGACAUUAAGACAGAGCAGAAGGAGGACACACCUGUGGCUGAAGCCCCCAAAAGCAAACCAGCUGCGAAGGCCAAUCCUAUGAUGAACUUCUUCGGGACUCAGACAGCAAAGAAACCAGACAAAACUGAGAAGAAGGAGGAAGCAGCUCAGUCGUCUUCAUCAGCCGAGGUGCAACGCCAGAGUUCACAGCCCGAAGAGAAACGAGAAGCUCCUGCAGUGCAGCCGCCAAAAGACACAAAGAAAGAGGCCAGGAGCAAAAGCAAGCGGGUCGUGGAUUCUGACAGCGAGGAGGAGAAGAUGGAGAAGAAAAAGAGACGAAGGAUUAAGAAGCCUGAACCAGACAGCAGCGAUGAAGAUGUCAUCCCAGAUUCUCCACAGCAGAUGAAAACAAGAGAACUGUCGCCAAGUCCUGAGAAGGAGGUCGAGCCUGUUUCACAUUCACCUUCUCAGGGGAACUCUCAGAAGACGAGGAAGAGGAGACGAGUCCUGAAAGCUCGUACCUUUGUAGAUGACGAAGGAUGCAUCGUGACAGAGAAAUGCUAUGAGAGCGAAUCGUACUCUGAAACAGAAGACGACGUUCAGGCCACCAAACAAGCUUCGAAAGAUCCCGUCCCAGCAAAACGACCAGCAAGUCACAAACCGGACGAGAAGAAAAGCCAGAAGAAAACUUCCGCUAAUGCAAAUAAAGGAAGUAAACAAGCUUCAAUCAUGGGAUUCUUCCAAAAGAAAUGACGGAGAGAAGGGCGGGACACUUUUAUUGGCUCUUACAAACGACGAGCACUGCUGCAAACCUCCUGUGACGGCUCGGACGGGACAGUCGAGGAAUGCAAAUCACUUCUGAACAGGACUUCAACUACAUGAACAAACAUUUAACUUGACAUGACCGUAACCAUUACCUGCUGUGAAUACAUAUCCUACUAAAUAAACGUUAAAAAAGAAA